AUGUACCCACGUGCGUACUGCGCCCGUGAGCGGGCAAAGACGUCGACCAUGGAUGUGGACUUGCGGCAGUGGGCAGCAAACAACAAGGUGGACGAGGCCAAGGUCUUCCCUCUGUUUGACUCGGCUGAGGCGGCCGAGGCUGCCGCUUUGGAGAGUCUCAAGUCGUCAUCGAAUGCCCUGUCGGAUGGAAGCAUGGUAUGUGAUCAAGAGAUGGAAGAGGCUGAUGUGGUAGAAGCCCGGAUGGCGGCGUACUUUGAGCUCAAAGCUGCAGUAGCAGCUGCGCCAGCUCGCUCGCCGACGGGCUUGCUGCUGCCGAUGCCAGGCCCGCGGAUGCUGCUUCGUUUUCUUCGAGCGCGCAAGUUUGAUGUCGACAAGGCGCUGGAGAUGCUGGAGGAGGCUCGAGAGUGGCGGGCGGCGGAAGAGGCUCAGGUCAUGCUCGACUUUGAGGAUCCAAACGACGACGUGUACGACGAGAUUACGCCGGCCAUGUAUCACGGCUUUGAUCGGAGCGGGAACCCGUGCUACUGGGAGCGGACCGGCCACAUCCGUAUCCGCAAGGUCUUGCACGUUCUCUCGGACAAACAGCUCAUUGCCCGGCAUAUUCGCCAUCAGGAGAAGCAGCGCAUCCGCAUGAUGGGCUUCCGCGACGAGUUCCACUGGCGUGAGUUCCUCCGCGACGUUGCCACCGGCGCCCCGCUCGACGGCUACCCACCACACGUCGACAGCGCCGGCUUUGAGCCGCUCAUCGAGAAGCAAACCAUCGUCAUGGACAUGGCGGGGCUCUCCAUGCGGCCUGACAAGCGCGGGCUCGACAUCUUCCGCGAGACGCUCCGCAUCGACGCCAACUACUACCCGAGACGCUUGUACUGGAUUGAUGCCAACACCAGGCUCAAGUUCCACAUCCUCGGCUCCAACUACAUCGACGAGCUCGCCAAGUUUAUUGCGCCCGAGAACAUCCCGCGCGAGUACGGCGGCCUCUGUGACUGCUACGGCCCAUCGGACCGAGCCUCCGACCCGCACUGCUUUCCGCCGGUCUCGGUUUGGACCGAGCCCGACCGGUUUGACAUCGGACCAGCCGCCGAGGGCUGGUCCCCCUCGUUCCCGCACGGCCGCUCCACCUCGCUCAUCGAUGAGCGGGCCCGUCUCCGCCGGCCGCCGGCAGCUCUCGGCCUCGCUCCUGCCGUGCCGCCGGCUGCAUCGCUGUCAGCCUCGGAAGUCGAGCUCGGCCAUGCAGACACGGCCAGCUCGUCAGGCGCGGGCAAGAAGCAGCGCAAGCGACGGCACAAGAAGCGCCAUAAGGCCGGCAAACGCAAGACUACAGGCCGUGCACGCUCAUCACGGACCGCCACCCGCCGCCGAUCGCGGACCCGCGCCCUUUCUCCCAAGCCGCGCAAUGCAUCGCAGUCGUCGUCGUGGUUCUCGUCGGACGACGAUGCGGUCACCGUCUACUUUGACGCCGUCUCCAGCCUGUAG
Molecule: messenger RNA, 1473 nt
Organism: Thecamonas trahens ATCC 50062
Lineage: Eukaryota; Apusomonadida; Apusomonadidae
Product: CRAL-TRIO domain-containing protein
Exons: 2
Coding region: 1-1473 (490 amino acids)
Source: RefSeq, a predicted model, not a curated record